CUGGUGAUGAGCAUCCGAUUCAUUCUGCAGUAAAAAUGCUCAGUUUUGUUCUUCAACUACCCACCUGACAUUUAAUAAUUCAGUAGGAGUAAGAAAUACAGUGAUAGUGGUGCUACUGGGAGAUUUCAGCUGCUGUGAACCAUCUCUGCUGUGACACAAGGCUAUAAAGUAGUGAUGGUGAUGAUAUUUUAAUCUUCUGUUGACCAUACAUCUGUUUUACCCAUUUAACUCAUAACUGACGUCAGGAGGCACAGACAGGUCCACUCCCCUCUCAUUAGAAAUGGAGAACACCUUCAGGUUUCUGGGGACCAACAUCUCAGCUGAUCUCAGCUGGACCCAUCACCCUGGUGAAGGCGGCCCAGAAGCAGCUACACUUCCUCCGUGUCCUCAGGAAGAAGAACCUGGACCAGGAGCUGCUGCUGGCCUUCUACUGCUCCUCAGUGGAGCGUGUUGCUCUCCUACUGAGACCCACUACUGAGAACAGGAAGUCUGCACAGAGGAUUAUUAACACUGACCAAAAAAGUCACUGGCUGCCCUCUGCCACCCCUGGAGACCAUCGCCAGAUCCUCCUGUCUCAGGAAAACCAGGGCCAUCCGAGGUGAGCCCUCGCACCCCGCUGCCCCGUGGUUGGUGCCUCAGGUCAAUCAGGUCCACACGAGCCCCCCCCCCAUGGACAUUAAUGCCCAUGGUUGUUGUACCUUUGACCCCAACUGUACAUAACGGGUUAGUAGGUUACUCACAUGUUUAAAGGUGGAACUAUAGUAAAGAGCACAGUAAAGAUAAAUAAUAGAUGCUAAAUGGACUUGGCUGCUGGAACACCUUCAGUGUGCUCUGGCAUUCACUCUAAGACUAAGCACAAUCUGAUGCCCUGCUCCAAAAUACGCCACAGCACAGCACUCACUUCAUCCCCAUCCUCCCCCUGUGUGCACGGAGGCUCUAUCAUUGUGGGAGACAGCAGUUCCACGCGAACAGAAACGUUUCACCGUAUAAUCAGUCAGAAUAACUUUGGUGUGGUGACACUUGGGUCCAAGGGGCAAACGCUCCAAAAGUAUACCCCGCGACAUAAUUACUCGGGUUGUUCAUCAUGUCACCCCUCUGUGUGCGUGGGACAGGUACAUAUCUAACAGCAUCCGGCGUAAAUACACUGUACACCAUUUUUUAUCAUCGUUAUUAUCGCAGCUGCAGCUUCACAGGACGUGAUGGCUGAAAUCAGAUCACAUGGACUCACCUCCCAUCAUUACAAACAUGUUGAACACCUACUAACUACCCCACAUUUAACCACAGCGCAGGCUUCACAUUUAGAGUGGAGUAACCUGCAGAGAGUAAUCAGCAGUUCUUCAGGUCUCCAGUCCUUCAUUAAUAUACUGUUCUCUAUGGGAAACAGCAGCUUUAAGGAUGAACAAGCUUUCUGUGGCAGAUAAAGCUACUGAGCGCAGGGCAAACCAUUGGGUGGAUCCGUCCUUUAUUGAUUUGAGAGAGGAAUGUUCUUCUCUUUCUGGAAGAAGAAAUGGCAACCCUGUUUUAUGCUCCAAGGCUGAAAUGAAGAAGAAGAGGAAAAGAGAAGCUAGCGCCUCCUACCUGCUGAAAGAGUCGUCUCAACUGGACCAGAAUGAGCCCUGGGUGGAGAAAUACUCACCCCGCUCACAGGCUGAACUAGCUGUCCACAAGAAGAAGAUUGAGGAAGUUGAGAAGUGGAUCAGGGUUCACACCAACACAAAGAGUGGUAUUUUGCUGCUGACGGGGCCGUCGGGCUGUGGAAAGACGGCCACAGUCCGUGUGCUGUCCCUGGAGAUGGGCCUCAGGGUUCAGGAAUGGAUUAGUCCCACAAACCUAGAAGCAUACAGCAGCAGUCAUGAGUGGCGAAUGAACGGCUUCUCCUCCAGCUCUCAGUCGUCACAGUUCCAGGAUUUCCUUCUCAGAGCCAACAAAUACAACUGCCUGAAGAUGGCAGGUGAUGGAGGAGUCACACACAGCAAGCUCAUCCUAGUGGAGGAUCUGCCAAACCAGUUCUACAGGCAGCCCGGAGCCCUGCAUGAGAUCCUGAGGGGUUUUGUGAGGACCAGUCAGUGCCCCCUGGUGUUCAUAGUGUCAGACAGCCUGAGUGGAGACAGCAGUUCACGCUUUCUUUUUCCCAAAGACAUCCAGGAGGAGCUGGGCAUUAGCAGCAUCAGCUUUAAUCCAGUGGCUCCAACUGCAAUGAUGAAGGUUCUCACUUGCAUUUCAACCCAGGAGGCAGCAAAGAGUUGUAGAAGCGUGUGCGUCCCAGACCAGACGCUGUUGGAAACGCUGUGUUCAGGAAGCUCAGGAGAUAUUCGCAGUGCCAUCAACAGCCUCCAGUUCUCCUGUUUGUCCACUGAUAGCUGCACGUCAGUGGAAACGGGUUUAUGGAGGACAAAGAAGGACAGGUCACUGUGCAGAGCUGGUUCCACAACAAGUCAAAGGAAGAAGAAGUCCAAACAGGAAGAGGAGCUUGCCAUUGGAGGGAAGGAUGCUUCUCUCUUCCUGUUCAGAGCACUGGGAAAGAUCCUGCACUGCAAACGAGAGAAACAUGAACGUGCUGACGGAGCUGAGGGUGGUUGUGGGCGUGGUCUACCAUCCCACCUGCUGCAUCAUCACAGAGCAGCCUUACUAGUUGACCCUGAGCUGGUUGUUGAGCGUUCUCACAUGUCUGGAGAGUUCUUCAGCCUGUACCUUCAUCAGAACUACCUGGACUUCUUCUGUGAGGUGGAGGAUGUGGAAAGAGCCAGCGAGUAUCUGUCUGAUGCUGACCUUCUCACUGCUGAUUGGAUGAAUCGCAGCGUUUUGGGGGAUUAUGGGUCUUCAGUGGCCACGAGAGGCCUCCUUCACUCCAACUCUCAGCAGGCGUCUGUUGGCUUUAGAGCCCUGCACAAACCCAGCUGGCUGCUCGUCAACAAGAAGCACUGGGAGAACUGUGUGGCUGCCCAGUCCUUGUUCCGGAGCUUUUGCCUGACUCCGGUCAGCCUGCAGACUGAGCUGCUUCCAUACUUGGCCAAACUCACCAACCCUAUGAGGAACCAAGACCAAAUAACAUUUAUCCAGGAUGUGGGGCAGAUGUCACUGAGAAGAUUCUCCAGCAGAUUAAAACCAGAGGCUCUGACAGACAAAGAAUCAGGCGAGCUGGAAAUGGACAGUGAGGAGGAGGAGAAGGAGGUGAAAGAGGCAGGUGGUGCUGAGGAGGGUCUGCCAGCCAGCCAACCCCAGCCCACCUUAAAUCAAGUCCUCCUAGAGGACGAAGACCUGAUCAUAGAGGAAUACAUCAGUGACUGAGCCCUCUGUACUGUAUCCACUGAUACGUUUGUGUGUUCUAGAGGAAGUUCUCUGCUUUGUGAAUAAGUUGUUAAAGUUGGUACUUUUCUAAGUCACAAACCCACCGUGGCCCCAAGCGUGACUCCCAGCAGACCCAGCUCCUUCCACAGUCUGUUGAUGAGUAUUUCUGCCUCUGGGGUAUCAUCAUCUGCACAAACGUUUGUCCCACAGAGCCUGCAUGUCAUCCUGUAGUUUUACACAGGCUGAUAAUCCUGAGGAUCAUUCAUCUUUAGAAUAAUUCUAAAAAUCUCUCCAAGUGAAGCUAAAUUAUUUGGUUCUGUCAGUUAAACUUAUUAUUUAUUGGUUUUGCUGAGUGACUGUUCACCCUGGGCUAACCUGACUGUUCAGGACCAAUGACUGUUCCCCAUUACAGUCUGUGUUUAGUAAAGGAUCAAGUGUAUGAAUAAAUGUAAGAAAAUGAA
Messenger RNA from Oreochromis niloticus (Nile tilapia), 3749 nucleotides. It is a transcript of the gene rad17, whose product is annotated as RAD17 checkpoint clamp loader component. Bases 1396 to 3288 code for a protein of 630 amino acids. Gene Ontology annotation, biological process: DNA repair; mitotic DNA replication checkpoint signaling; DNA damage checkpoint signaling. Lineage: Eukaryota; Metazoa; Chordata; Actinopteri; Cichliformes; Cichlidae. Gene Ontology annotation, cellular component: Rad17 RFC-like complex; nucleus. The transcript is spliced from 17 exons. Gene Ontology annotation, molecular function: DNA clamp loader activity; chromatin binding. The record is from RefSeq and is a predicted model, not a curated record.